UGUCACUUCAGACGUUGGCACUUUCUAGAAUUUAAAAUUGAUAUACCGUAAUGCAUCGAUAUAUAAUUAGAUAAUUACAUGUACCCUCUGAUUCCACGCGUCAUAAGCUGUAACAAACUUAAGAGAUAAUGAAGCAGAAAUUUCAAAAUGAUAAAGACAAAAUGCACUGACGGGAACGUCUGUAUAGGAACCAUUUGAUUAAUCUCGUGAUGAGGACCUGACAGCAUCUUAAACAUUGCCGAGGAGUUCUGACUCACUGUUCAGAUAGAUACACGGCCUGACAAGAGCGGGUCAUCUAGCAAAACAAAGAAGUGGAUCUCAAAGGCCGAAAUUCCGCACGGGGAAUCGCAACACAUCUGAAGAAUGGUGUCGGCCAAACCAUUCAAGAAUCAGAAAUACCAACACAUAAAGAGAGAAUGCAUCAAGAAGAAAUCGCUGUUCAGGGACAGUGAGUUUCCACCAGAGGGCGCGUCCCUGUUCUUCAGCAAAGCGGCCCCGGGAGACAUAGUCUGGAAACGACCAGGGGAAAUAGUUUCCAAUCCGAGGUUUUUUAUUGACGGCAGUAAAGCAGACGACUUGUCGCAAGGUUCCCUGGGUAAUUGCUGGUUCGUGGCGGCGUGUGCGUGUAUCGCGGAAAGGAAGAAUCUUUUGAGAAAGAUUGUUCCCGACAUUGAGGAACAGGAUUGGGGUAGAGGUCGGAAGUAUGCUGGGAUAUUCCAUUUCAAGUUCUGGCAGUGUGGCGAAUGGGUCGAUGUCGUCAUCGACGAUUACCUUCCCACCCGUCAGGGGAGACUAAUCUUCAUGCACUCUAAAUCAAGAAACGAGUUCUGGACCGCACUUCUGGAGAAAGCAUACGCCAAAUUAUUUGGUGAUUACGAGUCAUUGGUCGCCGGGAAAGCGAAGGAUGCUAUGGUGGACAUGACUGGGGGCGUGGCCGAGGGUAUAGAAAUCAAGGACUACAACGCGGAGGAAGGGAGGAAAAAGCUAUUCAAGAUUCUGCGUAAAUCUAAAGAGGAUAAAUCUCUGAUGAGCACAUCCAUCGCUGCCACUGGGAAGGAGAUGGAGGAAAAGCUUGCCUGUGGGCUAGUAAAGGGCCACGCCUACAGCGUGACUGACGUACGAAAGAUAAAGUUAGGAACAGGACUAAAAUCCAUUUUCAGCAGAGAGAAAAUCCAUAUGAUUCGAUGCCGCAAUCCAUGGGGCGGUAUCGAAUGGAAGGGGGCGUGGAGUGACGGGUCCCCAGAGUGGAAGAAAGUGAGCGACGGUGAAAAGAAGGAGCUAGGUCUUACUUGUGACGACAAUGGAGAAUUCUGGAUGUCAUUUGAAGAUUUCUGCCAGUAUUUCACCAGUAUAGACAUAUGCCACAUCAUCAACACGUCCCUGUUUUCGCUGUCCAAGACAUGGAAGGAAGGAAAAGUGGAAGGGGAAUGGAAGCGGAAUCGGAGUGGUGGGUGUGGGAACAAUGGAACUUUUCUAGAAAACCCACAAUUUAUGUUCGAGAUUACCGAUACGGCCGUGGAAGUCCUGGUGUCUUUGGAACAAUACGACAGACGCCGAGAGAAGGACCAAGGAAAGUCCAACUAUACCAUUGGUGUCACCAUCAUGAAAGCGGAUUUAAACCGGAAGUACAGAAUGCAUGAUAGACUAGAGCGAAUACAUUCCGGACCAUUUUCUAACGCCAGGAACGUGUUCGUCCGGGUUUCUCUACACCCCGGACGUUACAUCAUCAUCCCAUCGACCUUUGAUCCGGGUUGUUAUGGGAAAUACAUUCUUAGAAUGUAUUGCAGCAGUCAUCUAAAUCUUCGGGAACUGUGGUUAGACGAACCACCCCCUCCCACCGUGUGUGGCAUUCCAUCCAACCUCAAGAAACGAAGAACAUGCGCAACACAGGUCACUAUUGUAAAAGGUGAAGGGUUUCCGGGAAACGAUAACAAGGGAAGUAACAUGUAUUGUAAAAUCUCCUGUGAAGGUAAAGCUUAUAAAACAAAAGUAUGUAAGGAUACCUUAAAACCACAAUGGAAUGACAGAGCAACAUUUUACAGGAAAAAACCAGAAAUCGACAUCUUUAUUGAGGUGUGGCAUAGCAGUAUAAUAAAGGACGAGUUUCUUGGAGAGUGUGUGGUACCCAUGUCAGAGAACGCCACCUAUCGGGGUGGAAACACCAUCCGAAGGUUUGAUGUUAAAACCAAGAAGAACGGUGAUGGGACAGAGAAGAGAGAGGGCUACAUCUGGCUCAAGGUCCUUCACACUAAUGAAAUGGACACAGUCUGAUAAAACGAUACUUUACACUAAUGAAAUGGACAGAGUUUGAAAAAUGCUACUUUACACUAAUGAAAUGGACAGAGUUUUAAAAUAUGCUUUAUUGCACUAAUGAAAUGGACAGUGUUUGAAAAAUGAUACUUUACACUAAUGAAGUGGACUGAGUUUGAAAAAAUGCUACUUUACUCUAAUGAAAUGGACAGGGUUUGAAAUUUGUUAUUUCAUGAAGUACUUAAGAUUUUGUGUUUUUAUAAUUACUGAUGACGUGAUAUGACACGAGUGUUUGUAUAGUUGUCUGGGGCUGUAGAGUAUGGUGUCCGGAUAGGGCCAUUUGCAAAGGCGUGACUGCGCGUUAGUCACAACACGCCGUCACGCCAACAAGCAACGCGCUCUCACGCCAACAAGCAACGCGCCUUCGCGCUCUCACACCAACAAGCAACGCGCCUUCGCGCUCUCACGCCAACAAGUAACGCGCCAUCACGCCAACAAGCAACACGGCGCGAAGGUGUGUUGCUUGUUGGCGUGAGAGCGCGAAGGCGCGUUGCUUGUUGGCGUGACGGUGUGUUGUGACUAACGCGCAGUCACGCUUUUGCAAAUGGCCCUAUCCGGACACCAUAGUAGAGUAUGUUAACAAAAUAGAUACAUAUGAAUUCUACAUGCCGGUUCUUCUAUUCCUCAGCUGGGUAUGUGUGUGAAUGUAAGGAGUGUUUAUUUUUGUAUUUAUUUAUUGACUCUAAAUUUGUAUUCUAUUUAUAUAAAGUGUAUCAUAUACAAUAUUGAAUACCGGCUAACAAUCAAAAAUUUUCACGAGGUUUUGUUGUUCUUUUACCUGUUGUAAAUUUUUACGUUAAAUGUUUUAUUUAUUUUAAAGAUUUCCUUUGUUUCAAAAGACCUGUUGUUUUCUAAACUGAAACACAUUUGUUUUACCAUAUGUGAUUCUUUUGCAGAUUUAUACAUUAAAAUACAAAAAUAGACUAUUAAUUAAAAAUAGUGUUAAGGAUUCAACGUUAAAGACGUUUUAAAGCUUUUUACUUUUCUUAUUCAAUUGAAACUGUAAUUUAUGUCUGAAUAUUAUAUUUCAUUUAUGUAUUAUA
Messenger RNA from Ostrea edulis (European flat oyster), 3353 nucleotides. Its product is annotated as calpain-5-like. Gene Ontology annotation, molecular function: calcium-dependent cysteine-type endopeptidase activity. The transcript is spliced from 13 exons. NCBI's taxonomy places the organism in Eukaryota, Metazoa, Mollusca, Bivalvia, Ostreida, Ostreidae. Gene Ontology annotation, biological process: proteolysis. The record is from RefSeq and is a predicted model, not a curated record. Bases 364 to 2271 code for a protein of 635 amino acids. Gene Ontology annotation, cellular component: cytoplasm.